This is a messenger RNA of Silurus meridionalis, 3131 nucleotides long. RefSeq lists its product as uncharacterized. Lineage: Eukaryota; Metazoa; Chordata; Actinopteri; Siluriformes; Siluridae. The record is from RefSeq and is a predicted model, not a curated record. Gene Ontology annotation, molecular function: nucleic acid binding. Gene Ontology annotation, biological process: DNA integration.
AUGUAUGCCCAGAACUCGCUCCGCCAAGACUCCACGGGUCUCAACCCUUUUCAGUGCGUGUUGGGGUUCCAACCACCCCUGUUCCCUUGGUCGGAAGAGCCGUGCAACAUGCCCUCUGUGGAUUUCUGGUUCUGGGAGAGCAACCGGGUCUGGGAGUCGGUGCACACACAGCUGCGACGGGCCAUUCGUAACACCCGCCGACGCGAGAUGGCUGGAGUCCCCGUGUUUCCAUCCAGGGGACCUCGUGUGGCUGUCCAUGAAGGACCUAAAGCUGUGGCUGCCCUGUUGCAAGCUGAGCUCCCGGUUCAUCGGGCCCUUCAGGGUCACCGACCAGAUCAGCGAUGUGACCCCGUGGCACUCGCCCAGCCGGAGGAAGUGGAUCAGCCCGGUGCCUAUGCUGUGUGUGAGGUCCUGGAUUCCCGUCGGCGCGGGGGUCGCCUCGAGUACCUAAUAGACUGGGAGGGGUACGGACCGGAGGAACGAUCUUGGGUGGCCUGUCAGGACGUGCUGGACCCGGCGCUACUUCCGAGCGCUACUUCCGAGGCGCUCGCCGAAUUUCUCUACACGGACUACGUUUCGUUAUUUCGGGACUUUUGUGGCCCGCUCCCAGAGCGCACCACGGAUAUUCCCGCACAGGCUCCUCUUCACUGCUUUCGCCAGAUUUAUCACCCAGUCCUCCUCCCGGCAGCUUCUAGCUUCUUUUUUGUGUCAAAGAAGGACGGAGGAUUACGCCCCUGCAUCGACUACAGGGCCCUCAAUGCACUGAUCUCCCCGCUUCCGUAUCCGCUUCCACUGGUCCCGCCUCUAGAAGAUCUACGUGAGGCCCGCAUCUUCACCAAGCUGGACCUCCGUAGUGCAUACAACCUGGUGCGUAUCCGUAAAGGCGAUGAAUGGAAGACGGCGUUCAUUACCCCCUCUGGUCACUAUGAGUAUCGGGUCAUGCCGUAUGGCCUUUCCAUUGCUCCGGCGGUUUUUCAGAAUUUCAUGAAUGAGGUGUUCCGCCCCUUCCUCCAUCGGUUUGUGAUUGUCUACAUUGAUGACAUCCUGGUCUACUCGAGGUCGCUGCAAGAACACCAUCAGCACGUCACCCAGAUCCUGGCACUGCUUCGGAAACACCGACUGUAUCUUAACCUCCCUAAGUGUGAGUUCCACCGUUCAGAGAUACAGUUCCUGGGUUACGUCAUCGACGCAGCAGGCAUCAGGAUGGAUGAGAGGAAGGUGGCUGCCGUACGGGACUGGCCAGUUCCCGCCUCAAUAAAGGAGCUCCAGAGGUUUCUCGGAUUCGCAAACUUCUACCGCCGGUUCAUUGGAGGCUUCAGCCUGGUUUCCACUCCACUUACGUCUCUUCUGCGGGGAAAAGCCAAGACCCUCUCCUGGACCCCAGAGGCUCAACGGGCAUUUGAGGAGUUGCGCAAGAGGUUCUGUGCCGCCCCACUUUUACGUCAUCCAGACCCCCAGCUCCCGUUUGUCGUCGAGGUAGAUGCAUCGUCCACAGGCGUAGGGGCCACCCUCUCUCAGCAGGCGGGAACCCCCCCGCGGCUCCAUCCCUGCGCCUAUUUCUCCAAGAAACUGUCCCGGCCGAAGAACUAUGACAUCGGGAACAGAGAGCUCCUAGCCAUCAAGCUGGCCCUGGAGGAAUGGAGACACUGGUUGGAAGGAGCCGCUCAUCCUUUCACAGUAAUCACAGAUCACAAGAACCUCCAGUACCUCCGUGAAGCCAAGCGACUAAACCCACGACAAGCACGGUGGGCUCUCUUCUUCACGCGGUUUAACUUCAGCAUUACCUAUCGGCCAGGGACAAGGAACUGUAAGGCUGAUGCCCUCUCCAGGAUCUAUGGGCCCGAGGAACCCGCCGAGCCCGGACCCAUCCUGCCUCCGGCGCUCAUUCUGAGCCCCAUCGUCUGGGAUUUGGACGAGGCUAUUCGCACGGCCACACGACGAGAACCGGCACCCCCUGGUUGUCCUAGGAACCGAACCUUUGUUCCUCGAGAAUGUCAACAGGCCUUACUAAAGGCGGUUCAUGAAGUCCCGGCUCAGGGCACCGGGCAGAAGGCAGACUCUACGUCUGGUGCAGGGGCGGUACUGGUGGCCAGGAAUGAGCAACACGGCCUGCAGAUUUGCUCCCCUCCGAGGCCUCCCACGGCUUUGGAAACAGCAGAAGCGCUCUUCCACCAUGUCUUCCGCAACUUUGGCCUCCCGGAGGAGAUAGUAUCAGACCGGGGCUCUCAGUUCACCUCACAUGUCUGGAGGGCGUUUUUCCAGCUGCUGGGAGUGACCGUCAAUCUGUCGUCCGGCUACCACCCCCAGUCCAACGGCCAAACCGAGCGGAAGAUCCAAGAGCUGGGAGAUCACUGGUUUCGGGAGAGUCUCAGGACCUGGGAGGCCGCACACACUCAAUUGCGCAGGGCGAUAAGGGAAACCCGGCGACAUGCGGAUGCACGGCGGUUGGAGGCCCCCUCGAAGCUGAGUCCCAGGUAUAUCGGACCCUUCAGGAUCGAGGCGGAUCAACGAGGCGGCCUAUCGGCUGGAACUCCCACCACGAUACCGAAUUCACCCCACUUUCCACGUGUCGCUUCUAAAACCGUAUACCCCAUCUCCGGCCCAACGUACCGGCGAGGUCAGGCCCCCUCCGCCGGAGGUGUUGGAACAGCCUUCGGUCUACUCGGUACGGGAAGUGCUGGACUCUCGGCGUCGGGGCAGGGGCCUGGAAUAUCUUGUGGACUGGGAGGGCUACGGCCCCGAGGAACGAUCAUGGGUGGCGCGGCGGGACAUAUUGGAUCCAGCGCUCUUGGAGGAAUUCCACGCCACUCGUCCACUUCGUCCUGCGCCCCGGGGUCGGGGUCGUCCCAGGCGCAGGGUCAGGGCGUCGGGAGCCGCCCCUGGAGGGGGGGGUACUGUCAGGGAUCCAGCAGCCACACCCACACUAUAAAGACCCUGUUUUUCCACAUUCCCACCGUCCGUUCUACAGCUUAGGCUUAUGAACCUACCGGACUGCCCAAAAACUACUCAGUUAUAGUUGUGUUCCAGCUUACUUGCUUCAGUGUGUUUCGUCUGUGUUUUCUGCCUUGCCCAUUUUGCUUUUUUCAUUAAAGAAAAGCCCUUUUUGGAAUUCUAUCGGUCUCAGAACAUUC